Messenger RNA from Octodon degus (degu), 1531 nucleotides. RefSeq names its product phosphatidylinositol glycan anchor biosynthesis class K (gene Pigk). Gene Ontology annotation, biological process: proteolysis; attachment of GPI anchor to protein; protein localization to cell surface. Gene Ontology annotation, molecular function: GPI-anchor transamidase activity. Gene Ontology annotation, cellular component: GPI-anchor transamidase complex. The coding region runs from base 31 to 1218 and encodes 395 amino acids. NCBI's taxonomy places the organism in Eukaryota, Metazoa, Chordata, Mammalia, Rodentia, Octodontidae. The transcript has 11 exons. The record is from RefSeq and is a predicted model, not a curated record.
GCAGGCGCCGGAAGUCUGAAGCCGGCAAACAUGGCUGUUCUUUAUUUUCUCAGCCAUUCAGCGACUACUCUGGCAGCGUUCUUCCUUUUGUCUUUCGGCAGCUCGGCAGCUAGUCAAAUCGAGGAUCAAGCAGAACAAUUUUUUAGAAGUGGCCAUACAAACAACUGGGCUGUUUUGGUUUGUACAUCCCGAUUCUGGUUUAAUUAUCGACAUGUUGCAAAUACUCUUUCUGUUUAUAGAAGUGUCAAGAGGCUGGGUAUUCCUGACAGCCACAUCGUCCUGAUGCUUGCUGAUGACAUGGCCUGCAACCCUAGAAAUCCCAAACCAGCCACCGUGUUCAGUCACAAGAAUAUGGAGCUCAAUGUGUACGGAGAUGACGUAGAAGUGGAUUAUCGAAGCUAUGAGGUGACCGUGGAGAAUUUUUUACGGGUAUUAACUGGGAGGAUCCCACCUAGUACUCCUAGAUCAAAACGUCUUCUUUCUGAUGAUAGAAGCAAUAUUCUUAUUUAUAUGACAGGACAUGGUGGAAAUGGUUUCUUGAAAUUCCAAGAUUCUGAAGAAAUUACUAACAUAGAACUUGCAGAUGCUUUUGAACAGAUGUGGCAGAAAAGACGCUACAAUGAACUACUGUUUAUUAUUGACACUUGCCAAGGAGCAUCCAUGUAUGAGCGGUUUUAUUCUCCUAACAUAAUGGCUCUAGCCAGUAGCCAAGUAGGCGAAGAUUCCCUCUCGCAUCAACCUGAUCCUGCAAUUGGAGUCCAUCUUAUGGAUAGAUACACAUUUUAUGUCUUGGAGUUUUUAGAGGAAAUUAAUCCAGCUAGCCAAACUAAUAUGAAUGACCUUUUUCAAGUGUGUCCCAAGAGUUUGUGUGUUUCUACCCCUGGACAUCGCACUGAUCUUUUUAAGAGGGACCCUAAAAAUGUCUUGAUAACUGAUUUCUUUGGAAGUGUACGGAAAGUGGAAAUUACAACAGAGACUAUUAGUUUGCAACAGGAUUCAGAAAUCAUGGAAAGCAGUUAUAAGGAAGACCAGAUGGAUGAGGAGUUCAUGGAACCACUGAAAUAUGCCGAACAACUUCCUGUAGCACAGAUAAUACACCAGAAACCAAAACUGAAAGACUGGCACCCACCGGGGGGCUUCAUUCUGGGUCUGUGGGCGCUCAUUCUCAUGGUCUUUUUUAAAACAUAUGGAAUCAAGCAUAUGAAGUUCAUUUUUUAGACUCAAAGAUGUCUGAAGAAUAUAUGGAAGAUUUUAACCUUGGACACAAAUUUAUGUUGUGUGUUUUUACAAGUACAUUACUCUCAUAUAAAUUUGGGGGAUAAUAUAAGGGAAUUAAAUUUUAACAAACUGCACAGUUUAUAGCAUAAAUAAAUGAAUGGUUAAUGCAAGUACUUAUUGGCCACUAAAUAUUUUCAAGUUUUCAUUUUGUGUGUUGUACUAAAAUGGAAUAAAGAGACCUGAAUAUAGCGAUGGCUUAUUUUUGAAAACAGCAGCUUUCCCUCAUUCUCUUUUCAUUUGCAAAAGAAAAAAC